UUGAGGGUCUUCAAAUUCAGAUGGUCCGAAUCGGAUCUCCAGGGCAUGAGUGAAUGCCGGCCAAGUGUUAAACCGGCUAUUGCGAUGCAUCCAUUGGAACCACUGCAGAGCAUGGCCGUCCAUGUGAAAUGACGAUAUCGCAAGGCGUUGUUCAUCAACUGUAUUAUGGUAAUGGAAGAAUCUCUCGGUCUUGAAGAUCCAGCCCAGAGGAUCAUCUCCAUCGAAGCGAGGGAAGUCAAGGCGUAUGAGGCGAGGCUGGUGCUGUUGCGUUUGGAGUGGUGGAUGAUAGUCAGCGGUUGGGGAAUCCAGGAUGCCAUCUGGACGAGAAUCUAGAGGGGAAGAAGGGGAAGGCAUACAGAGAACCUAUUCCAAACGGCUGUCCAAUGCCGUGAGAUGCAAAACCAGCUCGGAGAGGACCCGUUGCUAAUCGCCGAUGGCGGAAUGAAGGGAGUUCAAUUGGUCGCCAUGAGCGGAGGAAGAGUCGCGAAGGGUCUGGAUAGCGUCUUCGAUUUGGCAAAAAUGGGUACCUUCAGCCAUGGCAGAAGAAAUCAGUGAAAGCACCAAUGUUAUGACUCUGCAGAAACCUGCUUUGAUUCUUAAUUGGAUUCAAGAAGAAUUACAGAAUACUACUUCGAGUGUAGUAACCUCCUUGAGAAAAAACGAUGAGAAACUGCGAAAGAAGAAUAAGUUUUUUGUGAUUCGUUUCUCAUCCCCCCAUUACAUCUUAUAUGCCUUCUCUAACCAAAAACAGUUAUGGGUCUAUGUUCUGUUGUUUCCCUUUACACGUAAUCCUCUAAUGCUAAUGGCCUUGUCCUUUGUCUAACGCUCCUUCGGGUGUGAGUUGCUUCUGGAGUCUUUGUUGUCAGCUCAGCUGCCCUUGUGGCAAUGUCUCCUUCCACGUCUUGGACCAUAACAGUGUGCAUACAGGAUAAUCGGUUAGCAGCUAAAAGAGGUCAAGGACACUAGACAUGUACCAGUCCAGAUUCUGAAGUGAGCUGAUGAGUUGAGUAGGGACGGGACAUGGAGUACCACACCCAGGUGCUCUUAACAUGUGCAGGACUCGACGCUUUCUCGACGUGGCGCCAUUUCUAGACCUCGUUCGUAGAUGCAAAACCCUUAGAUCCUUUAAGCAAAUCCAUGCACAACUAGUAACCUCAGGAACCAUUGAACAUUGUGACGGUUUGCUAGUGAACCAGAGUAUUGGAUUUCUUGCAAGUUCUGUUCAUAAUCUUGAGUACGCCUGCAACUUCCUGAAUCAAAUUCGAUAUAAUCUAAGCUCUUUCCCUUUCAAUACGUUGAUUGCUGGCUAUGCUGGCAGCGACACGCCGUGGGCUGCAAUUCUAGCCUAUAAGCGGAUAGUGAGAAAUGGGUUCUUGGCUGACAAGUACACUUUCCCAGUCCUUGUCAAGUCAUGUGCCAAGGUUCUGGGGAUUGUAGAGGGGAAGCAGGUCCAUGGUGUGGUUGAGAAGAUGGGUUUCUCGAGUGAUCUCUUCGUGCAGAACUCGUUCGUCCAUCUGUAUGGUGUGUGCUGCUAUUGCAACGAAGCUACCAAACUGUUUGAUGAAAUGCCUGUAAGAGAUGUCGUUUCUUGGAAUGCUCUGAUUUCUGGAUAUGUGAAGGCAGGUCUCUUCGGUGAGGCCAUGAAUCUAUUCAUGAAGAUAGAUGUGGAUCCGAAUGAGGCAACCGUGGUUAAUGUUCUUGUCGCUUGUGGGAGAUUGAGGAAUCUCGGUGCAGGUAGAGUGAUUCAAGGAUUAAUUUUCAAGGGUGGAUUUGAGAUGAGCCUGGAGAUUGGCAAUGCUCUUAUGGACAUGUAUCUCAAAAGUGAGUGCAUGGAUGAGGCUAGACAGCUUUUUGAUGAGCUUCCCAACAGGGAUAUCAUUUCAUGGACUUGUAUAAUAAGUGGCUUAGUGCAAUGCAAACGCCCCAAAGAGGCACUAGAGCUGUUUCGUACCAUGCAAAGCUCUGGUGUGGAUCCUGAUAAGAUGACACUAGCUAGUGUGCUUUCUGCCUGUGCAAGCCUAGGUGCAUUUGUUUGUGGAAGGUGGGUUCAUGAGUAUAUAGAACGCUGUGGAAUUGAGUCGGACAUUUAUAUUGGAACGGCCUUGAUUGACAUGUAUGCAAAGUGUGGGUGUGUGGAGAUGGCAAUGGAUAUCUUCCACGGCAUGCGCCAGAAAAAUGUUCUUACAUGGAAUGCAUUGCUUGGAGGCCUAGCGAUGCACGGUCUUGGCAAGGAGGCCCUCAAAUAUUACGAACAAAUGAUUAGAACUGGGCUGCGACCUAAUGAGGUGACAUUUCUAGCCAUUCUGAGUGCCUGCUGCCACUCUGGCCUCGUUGAACAAGGCCGCAGGCACUUCUAUCUGAUGUUUGAUCACGACCAUAAUCUCACUCCGAGGAUAGAACAUUAUGGAUGCAUGGUUGAUCUGCUUGGUCGUGCUGGGCUUGUAAAUGAAGCACAAGGGCUUAUCUUGACAAUGCCUAUGCAACCUGAUGAGCUCAUAUGGGGUGCUCUACUCAGUGCCUGCAAAGCCCAUGGAGAUGUUGAGCUUUCCCGGCAUAUUUUGGACAAGCUGCUUGAGCUUGAGUCCCAUGACAGUGGGAUCUAUGUUCUUCUUUCCAACAUAUUUGCAGUCAAUGGUAGGUGGGAAGAUGUAACCAGAGUAAGGAGGUUGAUGAAGAACAGGAGUAUAAGGAAAGUCCCUGGGUCUAGUGUCAUAGAGGUCAAUGGAAGUAGCCAUGAGUUUUUUGUUGGAGACACCGAGCAUUCUCAUAUGAAGGAAAUUCAUCACGUGCUAAAUAUGCUAGCAAAACAAGCACAUCUUGAAGGGCAAAUUGUGCAUCAUAAGUUCCAAGGAAUUCAUUUUUUACAUGAAAUAUGAAUAUUCCUCUCUCUUAAA
This is a messenger RNA of Macadamia integrifolia, 2894 nucleotides long. RefSeq names its product pentatricopeptide repeat-containing protein At4g38010. NCBI's taxonomy places the organism in Eukaryota, Viridiplantae, Streptophyta, Magnoliopsida, Proteales, Proteaceae. The record is from RefSeq and is a predicted model, not a curated record. Gene Ontology annotation, molecular function: protein binding; RNA binding. Gene Ontology annotation, biological process: RNA modification. Bases 1050 to 2876 code for a protein of 608 amino acids. The transcript has a single exon.